Messenger RNA from Pocillopora verrucosa, 3227 nucleotides. Its product is annotated as chromosome transmission fidelity protein 18 homolog. Gene Ontology annotation, molecular function: ATP hydrolysis activity; ATP binding. Lineage: Eukaryota; Metazoa; Cnidaria; Anthozoa; Scleractinia; Pocilloporidae. The record is from RefSeq and is a predicted model, not a curated record.
CGUAAAGAAAGAUCAAGAUGGCACUGUGAACUGAUUAUCCAAGAAGUUAACCUUGAAUCGCGAAAUCCAUGAGCAUGGAAGAGUGGGAAAUUCCCUAUGAAGAGGAUGAUUUUGAGUCUCGCUACGCGGAUGAACUGGACAUGCUCGAAGAACUCGAUGAAGAAGUCGUUGCCCCAUCUUCAAAAAAAGGCUUAAAUUUUCAUAACGUCAAAGAAGCAGUUUACAAGGAAGUAGAUGUGGAUAGUGAGUCUAUCAAUAAACGCACCGAACAACCCAACUCAAAAAAGCGAGAUUGUGAUGAGAUGUUCCUGCCCCUCUUAGAGGAUGAUGAAGAUGAUGAACCACAUCCUCUUGAUUCAGCUCCUUGUAAAAAGAAGGCUCGUCUCAGCCCAAGCAAAAAUGGUGCAAGUCAUGAGGCAGAUUACCAUCUUCCCAAUAUACGAAGUCCACUUAGAGAGCUACAACCAAGUUUAGACCAGUCUCAAUUUGUGGCCACCAUGGACAGUAGACUGAAUGAAAUUGCUUCAACAAAAGCAGAGAGAAGGAAGGUGUUUCGAAGACCCCCUAUGAGCUGUGAAUCUGUCUCCAUAACAAGAACAGAUGGCCAAAGGCUUUAUCUGUCAAUCAGGCAUGAGAGAGAAGAGAAAUCUGAUGGGUUGGAAUCCAAGGGAUUGAAAAAGAAACUCUUUAGAAGGGGAACAGGAAAUUUGCUUCAGUUGCUGUCAGUACCAUUUUCUGUGCUACGCGAAAGUGUGGAGGAAGAGAGACGGAGAAGGACAAUUGAGGAAUCAGAGAAGCUAACAGAAUCUUUACAAAGAAUGCUUGAUGAUGGUAAUUCCAACAUUGAGGAAGUUGAACUGAAAGAACCCAGCAGACAUGACAACCAUCACAGUAUUCCACAACAUUCCUUAUGGGUUGAAAAGUAUACCCCACGAUUUUUCACAGAAUUGCUCAGUGAUGAUGCUAUAAAUAGAACACUUUUAAAGUGGUUAAAACUUUGGGACAAAACUGUGUUUGGAAAAGGGCAGGACAAGAAAGUCAAGGUCAAAGCUGACCAGGCAACAAAACAAAAGACCUUUAACUCUACAAAAAACAACAAGAAACAGCAGUUUACAGGAAUCCAAGAUGAAGCUGACUGGAAUCAAGUUGAUGCCUCUGGUCGGCCUGUCCACAAGGUGGCACUGUUAUGUGGUCCUCCAGGACUCGGUAAAACAACUCUAUCUCAUGUUAUUGCACGGCAUGCUGGAUACAAUGUGGUUGAGAUGAAUGCAAGUGAUGAUCGCUCCCCAGAGAUUUUCAGGAAUACCCUUGAAGCAUCUACCCAGAUGAAAUCUGUACUAGGAGGCAAUGAAAAGCCAAACUGUUUAGUAAUUGAUGAAAUUGAUGGAGCACCAGCUCCAGCUAUAAAUGUCUUGUUAUCAGUUGUCAAGCAAAAGAAUUCAGAUACUGAUCCCAGUCAAAAAGGAAGAAAGAAGAAGAAAAGUGGACCUUUGUCACGGCCAAUCAUAUGUAUUUGUAAUGAUCAAUAUGCACCUGCUCUUCGUCAGUUACGUCAAGUGGCCUUUGUGGUAACAUUUCCACCCACUAUUCCCAGCCGCCUUGCCACUCGUCUUUUAGAGAUAUCCAGACAAGAAUCAGUUAAUACAGACAUGACAACACUGACAUCUUUAUGUGAAAAAACUGAUAAUGACAUCAGGUCAUGUUUAAACACCCUGCAGUUCAUUCAAAAGAGACAUGGACAAGUAGGAUUACAGCAUGUCCAAGCUAUGGACAUUGGUCUGAAGGAUUCUCAUCGCAGUCUGUUCUCAAUCUGGCAAGAAAUCUUCCAACUUCCCAAACCAAAAAGACGUCGUUUUGCAGACAUUGCAGACAUUGAAAACCAUAAAAAUUUAGCAGAUAACAGAGGAAUGCCCUUGGGUGGGUUUCAGGGAAAUAUGAGCAGUGUUGCUGAGCAGAGAGGAAUGACAUCACUGGCAAGUCGUUUCCACACAGUUCUUCAUUCUGCCAUGUCAAAUGGGCAGUAUGAUAAAGUAACACAAGGACUGUUUGAGAAUUAUUUGCAAGUGAAAUUUAAAGAUCCCAGCUUUGAAGUGGUGGUUUGUGGAACAGAGUGGCUGGAAUUCUCUGACUUCAUUGAGCAAGCGGUGAUAGGGCGCCAGAGUUACAUUCUCCAGGGAUACAGUCCUUUUAUAUCAGUGGCAUUUCACUUGUUUUGUGCAAGUCAGUCACACUCAAAGCUUAGCUAUCCCAGCAGUCAAUAUGAGAGCCACCUUAAAGAAACCAAGACCAAGAACCUUGUAAAUGCUAUCAAGAAUGAGUCAUCUCCACACAUUAGGAAAAAUAUUAGUCUGCGAAUAGCCUGUCUGGACUUACUUCCAUUUAUGUUGGAAGUAAUCACCCCCACAUUGAGACCUGUUAACACUCAGUUGUUUUCAGCAAGUGAGAAAAAACAAUUAGCAGAGCUCAUUGAUACCAUGAUAGCCUACAAUGUGACUUUCCAUCAAGAGAGGAAUUUUGAUGGACAAUACACAUAUGUUUUAGAUCCAAACGUAGAAGAAGCUGUAAAAUUUCCUGGUUUGCCUCGGCACAGGCAGUUGACGUAUGCCAUAAAGCAGCUCAUAGCACGAGAGAUUGAGUUGGAAAAAAUGAGAAGAGCUGAGAGAGCCUUUAAAUCUCGUGCGGAUGAAAGAUAUAGUCCUCCCAUAAAUACCAGUGAUUCCAAGAAGCUGGAACAAGAAAAAUUAAAGAAGCCUGUAGUUGUUUUGUCUCUGGAUACUAGUAAAGCAAAACCGCUAGAGACAAAGCCUGUUUUAGACUUCUUUGGACGUCCAGUGAAGGUUAAACCUAAAGACACAGGAGACAAAACCAGCUCGCAGUCAGCUCGAUCACAGCCAAGCCUUAUUUGGUUUCGGUUUAAUGAAGGAUACAGCAAUGCUGUUCGAAAAAGCGUCAAAGUGUUGGAGUUUCUCUAAAAUAAAAUAGUCGCAGUUGGAAUAAUAGGCAAAAUUUUGUUGAGAACUGUUCAAAUCAUCUUGCAUGACAAUUUCAAUUAGUUAAAGAGAUGAAACGUGAAAUAAUAACCUGGAAGAUCCCACAUUGACCUUAACAAAUGAGCAAGGGGAAGAAGAUUUUUCAGCCAUUUAAACAGCGUAAAAUUCUUGUUGUAAAUUGAUUGUUCUAUGUAGCUGCUCCUGACGAGAUUGAGCAAUAAAAAUGUCUUAUUGGUA